UUCAGACCCAGUUCUCCGUGACAGAGCUCUGCAGACGGCUGUUGUUCCUCAGGAGGUCCAAAGAAGUUCUGAAAAUGUCUAUUCCGACCCACCGUCAGUGCAAAGUGGAGAUUCAGAACAAAACCUCCAGCUUUACGCUGCGUGAGCCGCUAGUCCAUCUCUUCAGCGGGAACUGUGAGUCUCCUCUGCCUCCAACUCUCCGUCCAACUGAAACCGGCACCGCGCUUUUCGUCAAGACGCCCCACACGGCAUGUGGCUCCGUGGCCGUCUUCACCUACGACAUCCUGCAGGAGUCCAACAGGCAGGACCGCGGCCGGCUGGCCGUCAUGUUCUCCGUCCCGUACGACUUCAACAUCUACUCCAACUGGUACGCGGUGGGGGCGUUCAGCAAGGACAAGCUGUGCGACGAGGAUCUCUACAGGGAGAUGUACUACGCCUCGCAGCGUGGCUUCGUCCGAGGAAAAGCCAAAGGGCCCAGUCUGACCCACAAAGCGGGCCACGUGACCAUCAGGGCCAGCAUGUCUGACAGCUACCAGCCGGUCCUGAAGGUGGAGCUCUCUGACUACUGAGACCUGUGGCUCCUCCUGGUCCAGUUCAUCCUGGAUCAGCUGGUUCCACUCAACCCAUUUAUCUUUAUCCAGCAAAAGCUUCUAUUAUAAUGUAACCAUCUGCAUCUGCACUCAUACCAGUUAUCCUGCUUUCCCUCAGUUUAAAGAGUAUUAUCCAGCUAAAGCAUGUGCUUUUCCAUCUUCAGCUUGUCCAGUUGAAAAAAGUUAACUUAGCAUGAAUUUAAUCUGGAUUUGGUUCCAUCAUCCCAGUUAAACAAGUCAAACUAAUAGAUCACUGACCCCAGAUCUCAUGGUGCUCUCGGUAGUAGUUGGUUCAGUUUUCUACAAUUUACUUUUCAAUGAUCUGUUAUCUCUAAAAUCUGGAAACUGAAAAUUAUUCUUUAAAACACCAUGGAAGCCAAAUGACUAACUAAUAUGCAUUUAAAAUAUUGGACAAAGUUGGAAUAGUUGAUCUUCCUGCUGACCUGGAUAGGAGAACACGUGACGGUGGAACAGAGUGGCAUCUGACAGUUCAUAGAAACCAGCUACUGAGGUUUUUGGGUGAAUUGGACAGUUACUGUCUCCAAAUCCCAUGUGUUACAUUGUGUUUAUACUGACCAUCAAACUGCACAAAUGGUGAUUACCUAAAUUAAUUUGCUUAAUGGGAACAUGUCAAUCUUGAAAGAAAACGCACAUUUUUCAAUAAAAUGUUUUUGCACUAUAA
This is a messenger RNA of Fundulus heteroclitus (mummichog), 1272 nucleotides long. RefSeq names its product DELTA-sagatoxin-Srs1a-like. The coding region runs from base 75 to 569 and encodes 164 amino acids. NCBI's taxonomy places the organism in Eukaryota, Metazoa, Chordata, Actinopteri, Cyprinodontiformes, Fundulidae. The transcript is spliced from 3 exons. Gene Ontology annotation, biological process: cytolysis in another organism; pore complex assembly; monoatomic cation transport. Gene Ontology annotation, molecular function: channel activity. The record is from RefSeq and is a predicted model, not a curated record. Gene Ontology annotation, cellular component: pore complex.